Messenger RNA from Ostrinia nubilalis (European corn borer), 1144 nucleotides. RefSeq names its product pupal cuticle protein-like (gene CPH31). Bases 129 to 842 code for a protein of 237 amino acids. NCBI's taxonomy places the organism in Eukaryota, Metazoa, Arthropoda, Insecta, Lepidoptera, Crambidae. The record is from RefSeq and is a predicted model, not a curated record. The transcript is spliced from 2 exons.
ACGCAAGUUGCACCUCAACAUAGCGAUUCCUGGAAGAUACUAGUCUUCCAGCAGCGCUAUUAAUCAAACACAAAAAACUUUACAACUAUCCUUCUCCCUUUCUUCUGUGCUUUAACUUCUUUACAAAAAUGAAAUCCAUGAUCGUUGUAGCUUGCUUGGCGUUGGCGUGCGGCGCUCACGCGUCCCAGGGCUGGGCCGGCCCUCCCGCCAACAUCGCGCUGUCCCAGGACGGCCGCAACAUCCUCGACACCCCCGAGGUAGCGCAGGCGCGCGCCGCCCACCUCGCCGCCCUCCAGCAGGCCGCCCAGAACAACCCCAACCCCCAGGACGACGGCUCCUACAACCCCCAGUGGGACAACGAGGAGUACUGGCAACGCGCUGAGCAGCCGAAAUGGAACGCAGCCCCCGCUAACCAGUGGAACGCCGCCCCCGCCCCGUCCUGGAACGCUGCCCCCGCCAACCACUGGAACGCCGCCCCCGCCGCCCCCGCCUGGAACGCCGCUGGUCCCGCGCCCGCCCCCGUCGCCGAGACCCCUGAGGUAGCGCAGGCCCGCGCCGCUCACCUCGCCGCGCUGUCCGCCGCCAAGUCCGCCGCCCCCGCCCAGCAGCAGUGGAACGCUCCCGCCCAGCAACAGUGGAACGCUCCCGCUCCCCAGUGGAACGGUGCUCCCUCCUGGCAGGGCGCCCCCGCUCACCAGCCCGCCAACAUCAGGCUAGCCCACGACGGCUCCGGCAUCCUCGACACCCCCGAGGUGGCGGCGGCGCGCGCUGCGCACUUGGCCGCCCACCAGCAGGUGGCGCACGCGGCGCCCGCGCACCACGCUCCCCAGCAGCACUGGUGAACUCCUCCUCCCCUUCCCUCUUCUCUUCUUCCCUCUUCUCUUGGGGUCUGAACCCAACUCUAGCGUGUAGCUCCGGUCCUGGUGACCAUUCAUAUGCCAUUACGCCCUAGGGCUGCGUUGAGGCGUUUUCCUCCUUCGAUCUCUUUACUUUUUAGAAAUUUUCAAAGUGCAAGUGCGUCAGCCUGUUCUUUCUCUCUGGCUUUUUGUUACUUUUAUAAGAAAUUUCUAUAAAACGAACAUUUUGUACAUAAUAAUUAUUAUAUGUAUGCGUAAUAAACGAAUUUAUAUGGAACGGAAAAUUA